CCGCUACCCAAGUCAGCGGGCACCUCAUGACCACGCUUAUGCGGGUCAUGUGACCUAAGCCCUGGUUACAGAGAACGCGUCGCUAAGACGGGACUCGGGGAGGGGGGUGGUCUGAUGCGGAGAAGGACUUCAAUCAGAGAUAUAUAUCGUGCUCUAAAAUGGACAGGCAGAAGAGACUCGGAGAAACACUGGAGCUGCUCUCUGAGACCGAAUGCCUAGAUCGGUAGUAGUGUAGCGGCAAGAAUCCAGACUCGACCUGUAGAUUGCAGUUCACGAUCGCUAGCUGCCCGUGGGGAUAAAACAUGAUUAUCUGGCUAUUAUUAUUCUCUUCAACGAGGCCAUCAUUCUCCUGUGAGGUAACUGUUACCAUUCAGGACCAGUGACGGUUGCUGAGUAUGGAUCUGGGAUGCAUGGCCUAACUCUGCCACCUCAUCUCACUGGCUGCAUUGAGAGUUCCACAUGGGAAAGCUCCAGAGCAAGAUCCGCCGACGCUCAGACCUCUACAGAGCCACAAGAGGGGAGGUGCCGGAAAGGGGACCCGUCACUGAGGCUGCUCAGUAUGACCCAGCCCACAGUGACACCAUCAAUUGCAUCACCACUCUGGACUGUGACCUCAGCGUAUCCGGAGGAUGUGACCAAGCAGUUGUAGUGUAUGAUUGGAGAGCAGGCAGACUGUGCCAAGCCUUCCAUGGCCACAGCAGGGAAGUCACAAAGGUAAGGUGUGUUCCUGGCAGCAGCCGGAUCUUCAGCGCUUCCCGAGACAAGAGUGCGCUCAUGUGGGACUUGACUUGUGGAGAUGACCCUGUUCAGGAGUUCUGUGGGCAUGAACUGGUGGUCAACGGGCUGGCCGUCAGUCCAGAUGGAUCCCAGUUGUGUACAGGUUCCCGGGACAAUUCCAUGUGCUUGUGGGACAUCGAGUCGGGGGAGUGUCUGCAGAGGAAAACCAUCUCGCGUAAUCUGGUCACUCACGUCUGCUGGGUGCCAGGGACCCACUCCAUUGUCCAGACCUCAGAAGACAAAGCCAUCCGGGUUUGGGACAGUCGCAGCUGGCAGGUCGCCAACACCUUCCCCGCUAAGCAGUACAUUCAGACGCACUGCGACGUCAGCUCCAGCUCACACUACCUCCUGUCCAGCAGUAAUGGAUUCGGAGGUCACGGCUGCGAGGCCACGCUGUGGGACCUCAGGCAGCCGGGCUGUAAGGUGGUGGAGUACAGAGGUCACCUGCAGAGCACGGCCUGCUGCGUCUUCCUUCCUGCGACUCCCGGGGCGUCGCAUAUGGUGGCCACAUCCUCGCACGACUGCUCUGUCAAGAUCUGGGACCAGAAUACUGCAGCCUGCCUAUGCACCCUCACCCUGGAUGGCUCAGGGCCCCUGCUCUCCCUCGCCCCCUGUGAAGUGGGUAGCCUGCUCUGUGCCAGCUUCAACACUGGGAUACAUCUUCUGCACCUGAGCCUCAGUGCCGGGCCCGAGCUCAGGGAGGUAGCCCGCUUCUGACCCUGCCCCCCCCUCUAAUUUGUCACCACUGAGACCAGGGGCAAGGGUACGAUGCCAGCACUGUACUGCCAAUCGGCGCCAGCCUCAAGGUCAAGCCUCAGCCCCCUAUCCAGGGAGCAGGAAGCACUCAGGAUCCCAUACGUAAUAGACGUUGACACUGGGAGCGCCGGAAAUUUCUGUGUCUGUUGGCAGGCUAUUGAUAAUUUUGCGUGUGGGUGUGUAUGACAGAAAGUGCUUACAAGUUUUUUGGGAGUUGUUCUAUUCAGCCACAAAGCCAGUCAGAUUCCAGAGCAAUUGCUGAGAAACUUAGGUGAGAUUUAAAUUACUAAACCAGACACUGGAGAAUCGUCCUAAUAUGCUAAUAUGUAAUAAUAAUGCAGCACUUAAUGGCCAUCUCUUUCUCCUGAGCAGAGUCUCCACCAAUGGACAGAAGAAAGUAGCACAGCACUAGUCUAUUUGGUUAUUGUCUUGGCCAAAGAAAAACCUUUUUAAAGCACCAAGAUCUUUGUUAUUUAUAUAGCACAAGAAUCCUGGGGUUUAGUCGCACGCUGUUUGCUCUGUUGGAGCAGCUCAGAUGUUUCACGAUGGUCCAACAGCAGGGCUUGAUCUGCCCUCAUCGCUGCACCGAUCUGCCACCCUUAAUCUCGCAGCUCAUCUGAUACAGCUCAUCUGAGUUCACGCUCCAAAACGAGUCAGGCCAUGAGCAGCACUGCUAGUCAAGGCCAAUUUCACACUCCUGUUCAGUUUUUGUGAUGAAUUACCACAGUUAUACUACCGUAAUGAAGCAUAAUUGUUUUGUUUUUUUUUCGUCUGUCAGGUGAUCUGUUUGUAGCAAUGUCUGUGACGGUACGAAUUUCGUGGUGUAAAUUUAUGUUUUGGUGCAUAUUGUGUAAAGUGUCAGAAUAUUUUUGUAGCUUUCCUGCUAACAUGGGAUGUCCUAGUGACAUGAAUUGGUUAAAUAAAUGUAUUUUUACCAGUGGGAA
Brienomyrus brachyistius is the source of this 2477-nucleotide messenger RNA. RefSeq names its product WD repeat domain 31 (gene wdr31). Gene Ontology annotation, molecular function: protein binding. The record is from RefSeq and is a predicted model, not a curated record. The transcript is spliced from 10 exons. The coding region runs from base 460 to 1494 and encodes 344 amino acids. NCBI's taxonomy places the organism in Eukaryota, Metazoa, Chordata, Actinopteri, Osteoglossiformes, Mormyridae.